Messenger RNA from Zeugodacus cucurbitae (melon fly), 2712 nucleotides. RefSeq names its product SOX domain-containing protein dichaete (gene D). NCBI's taxonomy places the organism in Eukaryota, Metazoa, Arthropoda, Insecta, Diptera, Tephritidae. Gene Ontology annotation, molecular function: DNA-binding transcription factor activity, RNA polymerase II-specific; RNA polymerase II cis-regulatory region sequence-specific DNA binding. The transcript has a single exon. Bases 597 to 1841 code for a protein of 414 amino acids. The record is from RefSeq and is a predicted model, not a curated record. Gene Ontology annotation, biological process: regulation of DNA-templated transcription; anatomical structure morphogenesis; cell differentiation.
UCUACACAAGCAAACGUAGCUGAGCAUUCGACGUGGACACAACACAACAACCGUAGUACAAUAGCGCUCUGUAAACGGUCUGAGAACAUAUAAUAAAUUGAAACACUUUAAUAAAAGGCGAAAGAGCGAGCGAGUGAGAGGCGUACAAUUGUCGUGUUCGUACCUUGUGUAAAUUGGUAUUGUUUCAUUCGGGGCGGAAUUGUGCUGAAUGAAGUGAAAACUGGAUAUUCAUACUUGCAUGUUUUCAAGUUGUGGAUGAUCGGAGAUUGUUGUGCAGAGAAAUCAGUCUGUACGAAGCUGUUGAAGUGAACAGAAGCACAAUAACUGAACUCAACCGAGCAAAAAAACAGUAAAGAACGGUGAAGUGAAGAAAAUAGUUGUUGUUAAAUGCAAUAAGGAAUGAUAUGAAUAUUGUAUAGAGAAGAACAAAUAGGCAUAAAAUCAAAGAAACACAAGUGAAAAGCAAUAAGAAGUAAUAGUGUUACAGUUAUUACAAAUUGAAAUCACAUUUUAGAGAAGAAUAGUGAAGAACAAGAACAGCAGUACAAGUUACGUGAAAGUGUUAAGUUCAAUACACAAAAACACAAAACAUCAGCAUGACGACUUUGUCUUCACAUCCAAAUUAUGGUUUCCAUCUGAGCCAGGGUUUAGAUAUACCCACUCCAGGCGAUUAUGCACCACAAAGCAACCUUAGUCCCACCAAUAUGGACAUAAAGCGUGUAAUGCAUUUUUCGCAAACCGGUGGUUUGGCGGCUAUUUCUGCGGCGAUGGGUGGCUCUCCAGUUGGAGGACAUGCAGCCAGCAAUGGUAACUCCAUCAUGGGUACAGCCAGUAUGGGUCAUAUGGGUGGCGGUAACGGCGGUCUUGGUGGUAAUAUGAACAGUGGCUUGCAUCACUUAGCUGGUGGCAAUCAUAUGCAAACUGCCGUCGGACAUCAGACCCUAUCGCCCAACUCCUCAAUCGGUUCUGCUGGCAGUAUUGGUAGCCAGGGUUCAAUUGGCUCAUUAGGCCAUGGACAGGGACUAAAUGGCAGCGGUAAUAAUGGUGGUGGCAAUGGUAUGCACCAUCAUCCCACAUCGCCGGGACAGGAAGGCCACAUCAAACGCCCAAUGAAUGCUUUUAUGGUAUGGUCGCGUCUGCAGCGUCGUCAAAUUGCAAAGGACAAUCCAAAGAUGCAUAACUCUGAGAUCUCCAAACGUCUUGGUGCCGAAUGGAAACUGUUGGCUGAAUCGGAGAAACGUCCCUUCAUCGACGAGGCCAAACGUCUGCGUGCACUACACAUGAAAGAGCAUCCUGACUACAAAUAUCGUCCACGUCGCAAGCCAAAGAACCCACUCGCUGGCGGACCACAAGGAUUACAAAUGCAAGCCGUACAAGGUCAACAGAAAUUGGGUGGUGGUGCAAGCGGUGCCGGUGCUGGUGCCUAUAACCCGUUCCAUCAAUUACCACCAUACUUUGCGCCUUCUCAUCAUCUCGACCAGCCGUACCCAGUGCCGUAUUUCGGUGGCUUCGAUCCAUUAGCACUUUCCAAAUUGCAUCAAACACAGGCCGCAGCCGCAGCAGCCGCCACUAAUCAAUCACACAAUGUAUUAGAGGCACAAAAGGCGCCACAGUUGCCACCUACCACAUUGAGCAGUUUCUAUUCCGGCAUCUAUUCGGGCAUAUCAGCGCCUUCUCUAUAUGCCGCACACUCGGCUAAUGCGGCGGCGGGACUCUACAAUUCAUCGUCGACAUCGUCACCUGGCUCCUCACCCGGUACAAUCACACCCAAUGGCAUGGACGCGUCCGUCUCAUCGGCGAUGGACAACGCGCUGAGGCGGCCUGUACCGGUGCUGUAUUAAACUAUAAGCAAAAUAUUAGUAGUUUUUAGAAUGUAGAAAGUACAAUUGGCGUUUAAUGCGCUUUGUUAAAUUUUUUUAUUAAGAACCAAUACCUCGAGUAACCCAGAGUUGUUUUAUGUAUGUAUAUAGGUAUAUAUGUAUUGUCUGCAAUAGCAGAAGGUAAUGUGACAAAUUGUAUUUAUUAAUAUAUUGUAUUGGAAGUAGACACAGAUUCCUUUAUCAAGUGAUCAUGUGAUUUAAGUUAUAGCAAAAAAAUUAAUUGUAAUAUUAUUAUUUCUAGUUUUAUGUGAACAAAAAUUCAAAAAUAAGCAAAAAUACAAUAAUUGAAAAAGAACUUAGCAUUUUUUCUUGAGAAAUGUAGAAUAAUUUGCAUAGUUGGCUGAAGUGCAUCCAAUUAACUUAUUUAUAAACAUACCAAAAUGUUGAUAGUGUGCAGGCGUUAUAGACAUGAAUCACAAUUAAAAUUAAUUUAUUAAAAAUUUGUGUGUAAAAAAUGAUUGCUUUAUUACCGAUUUAAGUAUCAGUUGUAAUCGAUAAUUGAUCCUCACAUUUGUUAUUGCUUUUAGCGCUGUUUUUCGUCUCAUUAUUUUAUAAGAAUAUAACAUUUUAAUUUAUGCAUUUAUAAUCUUACACCCAAUUAUAUGUGGUUUUCAUACAUUGCUGCUAAUUUUACAUAAUAAUUAAACUUAUGUAUAAACAAAUUGUAAAUAUUUGAUAUUCGAAGCGACCGAUAUGGGCAUUGUACUAUAUGUAUGUAUGUAUCUGAAUCACAAUAAAUUAAAACAUAUAUGAAGGAGCAAAGUAUUAUUUCGAAGUUAUAAGAAGUGAAACGACUAAUUGAAAAUAAAAUUAUGAUUGAACAGACUAAAAA